This is a messenger RNA of Caenorhabditis sp. 36 PRJEB53466, 773 nucleotides long. The record is from the annotation of a GenBank genome assembly. NCBI's taxonomy places the organism in Eukaryota, Metazoa, Nematoda, Chromadorea, Rhabditida, Rhabditidae.
AUGGUAAGUAUCUUUCAUUUCCAAGAAAAAAAAAACGUUUUUCCUUUCGCAGGAAUCCUUUGCCUCGUCAGACAAGCUCUUCGAGAGCCGCGAAUUUGUCAAAGGACUCUCCGAAUUGAAGAAACGUCGUGAAGGCGGAGAAGAAUCGUGCGACCUGCUCUGGAGACAGUGCCGCUUUUGCCACGAGUUGUCAACGACAAUGAGCGGAGAGGAACGACGCCAAAUUCUGCUUGAAGGUCGCGACUACGGACUGCAGGCGAUGGAGCUCGACCCGUCUUGUUUCGAUGCCGCCAAGUGGGCUUCCAUUGUGUUCGGACUUGUCGUCGAUCAGCUUCCAACUAAGGAGAAGAUCAACGAGGGCGGCAAACUUAAGGACAUGCUCGACAAGGCUCUGCAGCUCGACCCGACCGACUUCGCCCUUCUUCACCUUCGCGCCCGGUUCUCAUUCACCAUCGCCAACUUGUCUUGGAUCGAGAGAAAGGUGAACUGUUUCUAUGAAUUCUCGUGACUAAUAGUGUUUCUAGGCCGCUUCCGUUCUCUAUAACGAGGUGCCGAAAGCAACGAUCGACGACGCGCGGGCUGACUUCGAAGCCGCCUAUGAGCAGCGCGCCGACUGGAUUGAGAACAUGCUGUUCUUGUCGAAAUGCCACAUUGCGAAGAAGGACAAAAAGAAGGCGCGCGAAUUGCUCAGCAAAGCCGUCGAGCUCCCAAUGGAGACGCCGAACGACGAGGAGCUUCUCAAGGAGUGCAAGGCCCUUCUCCAGAAGUGCUAA